CUAAUUUGAUUGGACAUAUCAUGCGAAUUGACCAAUGAUAUUGGUUGUAUCAUGCAUACGAAAAAGAGCGUCUCGUUGCCAUGACGUCAUCUAAACAAGGACAGUAAUGGCCACCACCAUAAACAUUUUCAUCGAAUUGUGAUUUUUAAAAGAUUGGCCAAGAUGGCAGACCAAGAAUUUCCAGAUCAAGAUCUCACAGAUGAAACACAAGAUCAACCUGAUGAUGGCAGAGGAGAAGACCCCGUACCUAAGGCAGAUGAUCAAACAGAAGGGAAAAACCAGGAAGUGACAGAAGAAGGUAGAGAAACUGAAACCCCAAGAGUUGAAGACACCCAAAAGGAGGCUGUAGUAGCAGAAGGUGAAACAACUGCAGAAGACCCCACAGAACCGAUCAAUGAAGAUGACACGCAUGAAGAUGAACCUGUUCAGCAUAAGACCAAGGGGCCGGAGCACCUUGCCCCAGCACCCUCGCCUGUUCAGGCCCACCAGGGCAUGGAGACAGAGAAGACUGCUGAGCCCGAGCCCGAUGUUGACCCCACCGCUCAGACACCUAGGUCAAAGGUCAAUCUUGAGGCUACAGCUACGGUGAAGUUUGUCUUGAUGCCAAGUGGUCAAGUGGUCACCCAGGCGUGUGUACUUGGCCAAACUCUGGAGCAGUUGAAGCAGCACUUCAGCACAGAGCUCAAGAUGCCCGUCAACCUCAUUCUGCUCAUGUUCGAUGGUAAAACAAUGACAGACUCUAUGACCCUAGCUGACCUGGGGGUGGGGCCCAAUGGGACGAUUCAGUUGGAGCUGCAGUCAGCUGACCCUGUGAACACGCCAAUCAAGGCUUACCGACCCCGCCAGGAAUAUCACAUGCCAGACGUGAUCACAGUUCGGGUACAAGCUGAAGAUAGCACCUACAAAGAUGUUGUGGUUGAAAUCGAGCGUACGACCCGCAAGAAGCCAUUUCUCGGGGGUUAUCGACACAAGAAGACUUCUGUGGAAUAUCACCACGCGUCUGCACAAACCAUGCAGAAACCUAGAGCGCCCUCUGGUGUGGAGAGAAACUGCCGCGACACUCAGACUGUGGAGCAACACCAUCGACCCCAGCAGACGACAAACGACAUGGCGACUCAGAUGACUGCAAUCGGGGUGUUCAUUUCCAACAUGGAGGACAAGUUGGUGCGGCCGAAAAAAUACACUACAGCUGACGAGUACCAUGCUAUGAUACUUACUCAGGUUAUAAUCUUACAAAAAUACUACAGACGUUGGUUAGCAAAACGCUACGUGGCUAAAUUAAAAGAGGACAAGCGAAAACGGCUCGAAUUUGAAAGGCUGGAAGAGAUUCGCAAAAAGAAAGAGAAAGCCGACAGAAUCAAGAAAGAGUUUGAGAGGAGGAUGAAUCCCAAGAACAAAGAAGACUUUGAUCUGUUGUACCACGCUUUGGAAAAAUGGCGCUUGGAGGAGUUGGAACGUAUCAACACGACACUGUCUGGCGCUGAGCGGAAGGCCGCUCUUUGCAUGCUACUCGACCAGGAGACCCAGCUGAUCGCUGCCAUUGGACGGCACAAGAUCGAGGCAGACGGGGAGAACAAGGACAUGAGGAUACAAGACUUCCUUGAUAAGGCAGCAGCCCCCAAGAGGUGGAAGGGGUUUGACGGCAAGGCUACAGAGAUGGAUACCCCGUUCACCAUUCGAGCCAAGGAACUGCGCGACAUCUACAACAGCAUCAACAUGAAGUACCUGACACAGGAUGAAAGAUUAGAUGUUCUUCUUACGCUUAAACAUACUGUAAAGGAGCACGACUGCAAGCUCACACAGGAGAUAAUAGAGCUCAUAGAUCGAGAGGCAGACCUGUUGAUGAGAGGCGUGAAGGAAUCCAACCUGGAUGGUCUGCGCAAGAGAAUAUCCACCCUCUUCCUUCAGUACAUCAAAACACCCACAUUCAACCCGGAGGCAGCAAAGUUACUCAAGGUUCCACAAGAUCCAUCUGUACUUCGGAAGAACAUCUACUUCUGCCCGAGCUGCAACAGUUACCUCCCUUCAACAGAUUUCGCCAUUUCCUCUAACUCUCGUUCCGUGGGCAAGUGUCGCCGAUGCGAGAAGAUCGACAACGAUGCUAGAAUACGUCAGGAUUACAGCCACUAUCGCUACAUGCUUAAACAGCUCAGAAAGGCAGAGGAGCAUUAUGGCGACGGUUCAAAGAUUGCCUUCUUGUUACAGGAGCAUGACCUGCGCUACCUGGUGGACAAGGUGUGGGGCGGUCAGAGCAUCCUGAGCGCGUGGGACGACCUGUUUGACCUCACGAUGGUGCGCUGGAACAAGCACGAGGAGUGGUCCCCCUGGAACUGUAUCCUGCUCACCAAGGACGAGGCUGCCUCGCAUGACAAGCUGGUCAAUUUGGAGGAGGGUUACGGUAAAGUGUUCAUGCAGAAGGUGCAACAGAAGCAUGUGUUGGCCCGGAACUACUUCUCUCGCCUGCCUGGCAUGGCCGAACACGUUCGUGAACGUGCCAACGAGAGAGACACGCGCUCAGGCCCCUCCAUACAGGGACAGGCAGUCUCUGUACAAUGAACACACAACAUCUCAUUGAACAAGAAUACCCAUCCAUGUUGAGUUAAAAAAAAAAAGUUUUUAUUUUUUUUUUAAAUAACCAAAACAAAAAUAUUUUAAAUAAAUUUAUGUACACAAAUAAUCAAUUUAUUAUUUAACUGGUUUGUUAGGGUUGCAUUUAAAUUUGCCAUGACCUUAAAAAGCACAAACUCUCAAGUUUAUGGUUUAAUUUGGUCAUGUGUGUUCUGUACAUGGAAGUAAUCAUGUUUUUAAUAAGGAACAUUGAACAUUUUUAUUGUUUUUAGUUAUGUGACUGUGAUAUAGUUGAUAAUAAAUUGCAUGCUUUAUAGAUACAUAUAAAAAUGAAAAUACAACUGUGUAAAAUUGUAA
Molecule: messenger RNA, 2925 nt
Organism: Dreissena polymorpha
Lineage: Eukaryota; Metazoa; Mollusca; Bivalvia; Myida; Dreissenidae
Product: IQ and ubiquitin-like domain-containing protein
Exons: 15
Coding region: 163-2556 (797 amino acids)
Biological process (GO): cilium assembly
Cellular component (GO): acrosomal vesicle; motile cilium
Molecular function (GO): protein binding
Source: RefSeq, a predicted model, not a curated record